AUGAAAAGUAAAAAACCUGUUGGGGUGGACGAGAUUGCAGAUUUUGACUUUGAUGGGGAAUUAGAGAAAGAAAAGAAAAUGAGAGAGGAGACGAAACCAAGAUUGGCAAAUCGAAUGCUCGAGAACGCUCAGAUUCGUCGGCAAUUUCUUGAGGAAACGAAAAACAAGCGAAACGCAAGGCUUAAUGACGAGGAAGAAAAACUCACAGGAAAAAAGUUUCAAAAAUUUGAGACCAAAUCAUACCAACUGAUGAAGGAAAAAGAAAAAAAAGGAAAAGAAGAAGAAACAGACAUGGCAAAAUUUUAUAGUGACGUCAUGUUUGGAAAUAACACGAUGAUGGGGGACUUUUUGGCGACGGAACGAGAAGAGAGAAAGUUUGAAGAACAAAAGAAAAGAGCAAAAAUCGAAAAACAGAAAAAAGAGGAAAAAUUGAAGUCGGAAAAGAUGAUUGCCGAAAUUGAAAAACAAAGAGGCGAGAUUGAAAUCGCCAAAACGGUCGAACAGAAGAGGGAAGAAAUUCAACUGCAAAAUUUGAUGAAAUCAAAAAAUACGAAGGAAACAGUUUUAGAUGCAAAACAGAGGUACCUUCUCAGAAAGCAACAACAACUGAACUGA
Messenger RNA from Entamoeba invadens IP1, 615 nucleotides. RefSeq lists its product as hypothetical. The record is from RefSeq and is a predicted model, not a curated record. The transcript has a single exon. Bases 1 to 615 code for a protein of 204 amino acids. NCBI's taxonomy places the organism in Eukaryota, Evosea, Mastigamoebida, Endamoebidae.